Molecule: messenger RNA, 1543 nt
Organism: Daktulosphaira vitifoliae (grape phylloxera)
Lineage: Eukaryota; Metazoa; Arthropoda; Insecta; Hemiptera; Phylloxeridae
Gene: bora
Exons: 6
Coding region: 164-1276 (370 amino acids)
Biological process (GO): regulation of mitotic nuclear division; activation of protein kinase activity; regulation of mitotic spindle organization
Cellular component (GO): cytoplasm; nucleus
Molecular function (GO): protein kinase binding
Source: RefSeq, a predicted model, not a curated record
UUAAAUCAAUUGUGAUCUGUAAAUACCCAAUUUUAUAUUUUAUUUAAUAGCAAAAUGUUUUAGAAUAAUUUUUUUUAUUGUGUCAUUAUUAAGACUGAUUUUUAGAACUUAAAUCAUUUUUUUAAUUAUUUGUUACAUUUUAGAUAUUUCUCUGUAUUAUAAUAUGGCCAUUUGCGAAGAAGUAGAAUAUAUGGACGUGUCCUUCAACUCGGACAAAAAUGAAACAUCUAUUAGAAAAAUACUACACGUAAAUCGUACACCUACCCCUCGUAAACCUAACCGUCAUUGGAGUAUGUCUACUGAAUUAUUACGUUCUCAAUAUGAAAUAAAUCAUAUAUGUAAACCAAAAGUAUAUAAUCCUUUCAAUGAAAAUCUAAUGCAGCGACUGGGUGAAACAACAAUCAGCCCUAAUGUAUUUGCUAAAGCUAUUAGUCCUGGCCAAGAAAAUGAAUUUAAAUGGAAUAUUGAUGAUGUAUCCAAACUGAAUCCUGUUCAUAUUGAAGAUGAAUGCAUGGUAGAGGAACAAAUUGAUGAUGAAACCGAAUCGAAACUACAAGAAACUAUUGACAAAUAUUUUUAUAUGAAACAUAAAAUUCCUAGCCCAUGGAACAAUGAAAUUAUCAACUGGGAAUCUAAACGAGACAAUUCAUCAUCUACACCUAUGUCAACCAAGAAAACUGAAUUAACACGUUCACGUGAAAUUUCUACUCAAACUGAUCUUAGUUUUCCUUCAAUUUUACCUGAUCACAUUGAACAAAUACUAAAGCCUUACUUUUUAAAUUCGACUCAAAACAAAGACUCUGAAGCAAGUUUUAAUAAAGACACAUCGACACUAAGGCGAAAAUUAUUUUUCCUAAAUGACAAUGAUGACCCUAUUUCUCCAGUAGAAAUGAAAAGAAAUCAACCAAAUAGCCCUUUAAUCAGUUGUUUUGUUAACUCUACUGAAACAAGAGGUCCUGUAAUUGGCAAUCACCUUGGUGUCCAAGAACUGCCAUUAGACUGUCAUGUACCUAUAGAUGUUUCACCAAUAAUAAUUUCUAAUGACAAAGAAAAUACUCCGCCUAAAGAUAAAAGUGGUGAUUUUGUUUUUAUGACACCAGUUUCAACAUUAUCAAUGCCUAAAAGACGUCGAACUAAUAAAAUUAGUUUAACAAUGGAAAAUAGUUCGGAAUCUGGUUAUCAGACCUUAACAAUGAGUCUUAAAGAUAUGUCCAGCAUUACUUCAUUUGGUCAUAGUAGCAAAAAUAUUUUGUUCUCGGCAUCGACACCAACAUAAAUAUAUUUAAUAAAGUAUAACUAGUACUCUAUUUAAUCAUUUUUAUUUACCUUUUAUAUAAUAACUAUUUUUACUUAUUUACUCUUCAGACUAUGCCUAAAAAUAUGUGUAUUUGACCACCUUUUACACCAUAAAUUAAAAACUGUGAUUUUUUUUUUUUAACUUAUAAUAUAAUUGUAAUCUCAUUGUUAAAAAAAUUAUUUUUUUUAGUGACAAAUAUUUUUGUCAAUUUCCUACUGUAUUUAAUAAUAAGUUUUUUACUGUUUU